This is a messenger RNA of Sitophilus oryzae (rice weevil), 402 nucleotides long. RefSeq lists its product as uncharacterized. The transcript has a single exon. The coding region runs from base 1 to 402 and encodes 133 amino acids. NCBI's taxonomy places the organism in Eukaryota, Metazoa, Arthropoda, Insecta, Coleoptera, Curculionidae. The record is from RefSeq and is a predicted model, not a curated record.
AUGAAAGGAAAACUCGAGAAACAAAUUACGAAUAGGAACGAACAACAAGGUUUUAGACGAAAUCAAUCAAAUACAGACGCCAUAUUUAUCAUUAAACAAAUUAAAGAAAAAGCAAUAGAGUUUAAUACACCAGCCUAUAUAUGUUUCAACGACUUGACUCAAGCAUUCGAUAGAGUACGCCUAUCUGACAUUAUAAUAUACAUACCAACACCAGGAGGCAUUAGACAAGGAGACAGCCUUAGUCCCUUCUUAUUUAAUCUCUUAAUGGACAUCAUGAUAGAAAAGGUGACAUCGAUGAAUAACGGUAAUCGAAUGGGACACAACAGAGUUAGCAUGGUGUGUUACGCUGAUGAUGCAGCCAAUAUCGGAGACAGAGGACAAUAUGCAGAUACAGCUUCAUAA